Messenger RNA from Ailuropoda melanoleuca (giant panda), 1669 nucleotides. RefSeq names its product dual specificity phosphatase 26 (gene DUSP26). Gene Ontology annotation, biological process: protein dephosphorylation; negative regulation of MAPK cascade. Gene Ontology annotation, cellular component: cytoplasm. The record is from RefSeq and is a predicted model, not a curated record. Lineage: Eukaryota; Metazoa; Chordata; Mammalia; Carnivora; Ursidae. The coding region runs from base 394 to 1029 and encodes 211 amino acids. The transcript has 4 exons. Gene Ontology annotation, molecular function: protein tyrosine/serine/threonine phosphatase activity; MAP kinase phosphatase activity.
GAGCCUGCACGCGAGGCGGGGCUGCUCGGCUGCGUGGUCUGUCUGGUCUGUAAACACCCGCGGGCGAGUCCCCGCUGCGUGUCCGCUCGGACCGCCGGGCGUGAGGCUGCGUCUCUGUGUGUCACCGACACACACACACACACACACCGAUAUGAACUCGGCUUCGACGUGCGUGUCAUGGCUUAAAAAUAGAGGCUAAUCCGUCAGCCGGUCUCGCAGCGGCAGCGGGUGGGGGCGGCGGCGGCGGCGGCGGCAGGAGAGUCAUGGCCGUGGCGCUGGCUGCACCUGCCAUCGGCCUCCGGGACUGAGACCCCGCGCCGCGCUCGCACCGAGCAACAGCUACCUGGAGACAGACCCAUCAUCAGUGCACCCACCCCUGCAGCCGCCUCUAAGAUGUGCCCUGGCAACUGGCUCUGGGCCUCCAUGACUUUUAUGGCCCGCUUCUCCCGGAGCGGCUCACGGUCUCCUGUUCGCACUAGAGGGGCCCUGGAGGAGAUGCCAGCUGUUCCGCAUCCCUUCCUCAACGUCUUUGAGUUGGAGAGGCUCCUCUACACAGGCAAGACCGCCUGUAACCAUGCCGAUGAGGUCUGGCCGGGCCUCUACCUCGGAGACCAGGACAUAGCUAACAACCGCCGGGAGCUCCGCCGCCUGGGCAUCACCCACGUCCUCAAUGCGUCACACAGCAGGUGGCGAGGCACGCCCGAGGCCUAUGAGGGGCUGGGCAUCCGCUACCUGGGUGUCGAGGCCCAUGACUCGCCAGCCUUUGACAUGAGCAUCCACUUCCAGACGGCUGCCGACUUCAUCCACCGGGCGCUGAGCCAGCCAGGAGGGAAGAUCCUGGUCCACUGCGCCGUGGGAGUGAGCCGGUCCGCCACACUGGUACUGGCCUACCUCAUGCUGUAUCACCGCCUCACCCUCGUGGAGGCCAUCAAGAAAGUCAAGGACCACCGAGGCAUCAUCCCCAACCGGGGCUUCUUGCGGCAGCUCCUGGCCCUGGACCGCAGGCUGCGGCAGGGUCUGGAGGCAUGAGGGGAGGGGAGAGGAGGUCCGGCCAGGUGCAUUUGGCCCUGGCUCCCAGCUGGAGAGAGGAGGCCCAGAUAUCCCAUCCUCUCCUGUGGGCAGGAGAGCAAGAGGGCUGGGGCUCCCACCACUGUCACUAUUGGUCGGGAGGGGGUGGGGAGUGAGGUUGGGCGUUGUGCUGGGCACCCAGGAGGGAGGUGACCAGGGAAGGAAGCAGCUAAGCUGUAGGUAGACGGCAGUCCUGGGAUUCAGACACCCCAGUGACCCAGAGCCCCUUCCCCCCCGCCAUUGUGCCCAAGUGUUCCCUUCGCUCACUUAUCAAAACAGAAGUGCCAUCUCUGUCCUGUGCCCGUGCAAGGAGUCAGGGAUGCUGCAAGCUAGAACGUGACAGUGUAGAUAUAUUGUGUAGAUGGUGGUGUAGAGACAGACGGUAAAGAGAGAGUGUGGAAAGCUGUGAAACCAGAGGGAGACACUCAUAGACUUGUUACUCCAAGCGCAGGAAGAGGAGGCGUGGGAGAACUGGCGCUGUGCCCGUGGGCGCUGGUCUCGGCCAAGAGCUGCAGGGGUGCAUGCCUGGGAGUCUUUGGACCAUCGCUUGCUUUCUGGCGGCAGAUGUCUGGAGGAAAAAUAAAGACAGUGGACAAGACAA